AAUUCUUAAAAUUCUCAAAAUGAAGCGACAGGCUGACAGCACAACUGCGAUCGACUCUAGUAAGAAUUCAGGAUUAGAUACUCCUGGUUUAAAUGCUAAACAGAGAAAAAAAAUCAAACAGCAGAUGCAUGUCCAAGGUGUGUCUGAACCAGUUUAUAAUUCAAAAGAUAUUGCUUCGAAUUCGCUUAAACAAGACAAAUCUAUAACGACUCUUCCGCCUCGCCAACUUCAGAUCAAUGAAGUUAUUCAGGCACGAUCGUUUGAGAUUAGUUCUUUGGAAACAGCACUUUCAAAUGCAACCGAGUAUACCGGAGCACAAAGAGUUUUUCAAACUCUUCCCAGACAUAUGCGUCGUCGAGCUGCAAGUUAUAAUGUUAAACGACUACCAAUGCACAUUAGAAAGAGAGCUUUGGUUCAGAUGUCAAAAGAUAAAACCUGCCAGAAUUUACCCAAGCAUAGAUACAAAAAACGGAAAGCUACUCACCUUUCUGAAGAAUUUAUGAAACGGCCAGCACAUAACAAAUGGCUUGAGACCCAUGUUUGGCACGCAAAACGAAUGAAAAUGGUCGAAAAAUGGGGAUAUAAAUUGGCUGACCAUCCCAAUGACAAAAACUUACGAUCUGCUUUUAGAUCCAGCAAAAAUCAAAGUGUAAUACAUGAUGCAUCGUAUAUUCAACCAAUAGAAUUGAAUGGUCCUGAACUGGUAGUUGUUAAGCUUCUUCAAAGCUUUUUGGAUCCAACAUUUCCUAAUUGUGCACAGAAAGAUUACUUGAAUGGCUCAAGACACCUGGUGACAUUUUUUCACAAACAAGCCUCAUAUCCUGCAGGGGCUAUUGGAUUGAUAGAGAUUCUUUGGAAACCCAACCAUCGAGUUGCAGAAAAUGCUUUGACUGAUAUACGAACCGUUUGGCUAUUUACACAUCCUGACACGCAUGAGCGUAUUUUAAAACUGUUAAAAGAAGCAAUUGAGUUGCCAACCAGUUUGGUUUCAAACACACCUGUUUCUAUUGUCAGUUUAAAAGGCGAGUUUUGUCGUUUUGAAUUCUGUGGACCUAGAUCGCAUGCAAUACUAUCCGAAUGUUUGCAACUCUGCAGUGAAAAUACGGAUUUAGGAGACGUCAAUAGCAUAUCCCAUAGCGUAUGGCAGCAACUGUAUUCUUUGAUUUCGCCUACAUCUGUUUCUCCUGGUGUAGUACUUGGUCUAACAGUACAAGAUCCACGUCUCAGCUUCCCAAUUAAAAUGAAAAGUCGCAAUGAUGCACAACCGUCUUUUGAAAAUGAGCAGGUUCAAUCUGAUGUCCUGUCUCUUUUGAAAGAAUGGCCAGCUGGAGUAGCAUAUCAAAGUUCUAUAUGGGAUAAGGAAUCUCGCAAGGUAGCACUGGAUACUCGUGCAACAAACGUGCAGAUUAAUGCGAGACGCUCAAUGAAUUUGAUUCCAGGCACACCACUAGCUCCAUCAUCUACUGAUAGCAGAAUUCCCAUUUUGUUGAUUCAUCGUGCAAAUUAUUAUUCUAUGCAGUUUUCACGCGGUGAAUAUUCAGAUGGUUGGGAUCUAGUUAUUCCACGCGGAUGGGCAAAAGAAUUUUGGUUAACAUUUAUAUUUUCAGGGGCAAGAGUUGCAGGAUUAAGAGAAAAACGAAGUUUUCAUUUUGAAGCGGCUAUUCCAUGUUUUCCUUAUGAUUACCCCGAAACACCCACAUAUGAUGACGAUACGUCUAUUACUUGUGCAGAAUUAGAGAAGAUCUAUAAUCGUACACCCAAAGCAAAACGUCCCAAUUAUGAAUCAUUGCAAGUACCUUCACCAUUUGCUCCUUUGUUUCACCAACUUGAACCCAGCAUUUCUCAUUCAAUUGCAGAGAUUGAAUCUGUAUGCACAAUUUUCACGCAACCAACUACAACGCUUACUGAAAGCGCACAGAUUACUCAAAAAGUAUCAACAGCUUCAUCUGACUUGUUGCCAGGGAAGUCCACUACAGCACCAAUCGUAGUGUUGCACUCACCUAGUCUCAUCCAGCUUAUACACAAUUUAUCUCAUGCGUUGCCCACAUAUACGGCAUUGUGCUCUGUAUUGGCUGAAAAGCUUACUGCACUCUCUUACAAAACAGGGAGUUUAAUAUCUUCUGAUGUAUUGUCUGAUCUUAAAUCGGCAUUUGUGCGAGUUGUGAUUACACCCAUUAAAAAAGGUGCACCUCAAGAACGUGGCAUUGUGUAUGCAGCAACUGAGUCGGAUAUUUCCACUUGGCAUAGUCUUGCUUCUUCGAUGGUACAGUAUUCAUUUUCCAGUCAAAAAAAAGCUUCUACUUUAGAGGAAUCCGACGCAAAUUUGGAUGAUAUUCCAUCAAAAGAUCGCAUUUUGGGGUACUUGACUACUGGACAUUUUUCACUUCGACAAGGUCAAGGACAGGCCAUUGGAUGCUGCAGUCUUGCCAAACUAUAUAAUGCCAUGCAGGUUCAAAAUGCAGUAUUGAAAGGAUCCAUGGGCCUGACUUCAAAAGAUGGGCGUGUACGUGUGAUUGUUUUUGUGCGAGGUAUUACAGAUCGUAUAUGCCGACCGGCCCUUUUGGAAAUUAUUUCCUAAAACUUUAUUUGAUCUACUUGUUCAAGUAAUACAUUUGUAGUGCAGUUAAAUAUUCGC
This is a messenger RNA of Batrachochytrium dendrobatidis JAM81, 2635 nucleotides long. Its product is annotated as ribonuclease P/MRP protein subunit POP1. Lineage: Eukaryota; Fungi; Chytridiomycota; Chytridiomycetes; Rhizophydiales. Gene Ontology annotation, cellular component: nucleolar ribonuclease P complex; ribonuclease MRP complex. The transcript has 12 exons. The coding region runs from base 20 to 2578 and encodes 852 amino acids. The record is from RefSeq and is a predicted model, not a curated record. Gene Ontology annotation, biological process: tRNA 5'-leader removal.